AUGAAGUUGCUAGCGGUAGCCGUGGGGCUAUUCCCGUGGCUGCUGGCAAGAAGAGCAGAACAACCCGGCGACUGUCCAUUGGAAUGUGAAUGCGAGAGACAGCCACAGGAUAAUAUUACGACCGCAGUAUAUUGCCACAAGGGCGGCCUAAACGACAGCCGGUUCGGCGAGAUUCUGCUACAGCUACCCCAGAAUAUCCGAACACUAGAUAUCGACCACGCCACCAUGGGCAAUUUUGGCGGCCUCCCAGCUCUGCGAGUCCUCGAUUUAUCUUCCAAUCGAUUGUCCAUAUUGCCCACUGGAGUGUUCACCUACUUAAAAUCGUUGCGCUCACUCUCGCUGGCCAACAACUCGAUGCAGGAUCUGCCGACAAACCUCCUGCACGGCCUCCGAAACCUCCGCUCCCUGCACCUGGAUGGAAAUCGUCUACCCACGAAGCAUGUCAACGACCUGUUCACCGACGUUCCCCAGCUCGAGGAGCUUUACUUGAAUAAUUGCGGAAUUUCCUCGAUCGCGAAUUUGAGCCUGCUCGGUGUCCCGAAGCUGACCCACCUUGGGCUCGGCGGAAAUAAUUUGAGAAGUGUACCAUCGAGCGAAUUGGAGGGACUACCGCAUCUUCAGGUGCUCGACCUCUCCAACAAUGCCAUUGGGGAUCUACCACCUUGCGUUUUAGAUCAAAACAUCGAAACCCUCGACCUAUCCUUCAACCACCUAAACGAGUUCGACUCCUCCUGGCUGGGUCAUGCUCAGGAUUCGAUCGUCGAGCUCGGUUUUAGCGGGAAUUUCUUGAGGAAUUUCCCACCGGAUAUCACGAGGACGUUGCGGCAUUUGAGACGCCUUCACAUGGCCUACAACCACAUCGACUGGUGGCCCCUUCAACUGCCCCCAGAAUAUAGCCAGCUCCAAUUCCUGAACGUUUCCGGAAACCAGCUCAGCACGUUGCCGGAUAAUGUCGGAUCGAUUUUGCCAAAGGUCCAAGAACUCGACAUCUCUCACAAUCGCUUCUCUUCCUUGACCCAUGCUAGUCUCGUUUUUGUCAACGACAUCGAGAGGGUGCAUCUCCAAGGGAAUCCAUGGGACUGUAGUUGCUCAAUUCAACACAUACAACAACAUAUGAAAGAUCGAUAUGCCCUCCGGCAUCAGCUCAGCUACGAGGAGACACAGUGUGAGGGUCCGGCCCUACUCCGCGGCCAGCCAUUACUCAACGUCGCCGAGGUGAGCGACUGCGCGGUGCUGUUCGGAGCUCGAUACGGUAUCACGCAAAGCAGCGAGCUGAUGAUACUGCUGGCAGCCGUCGUGACGGGGGCAUUUUUGUUGUGUCUGCUCAUGACAGCUAUGUACUACUCGAGGGAACGGCAUUAUAAGGGCACCUACGUGACGCGAGAACACUCAAGAACCCCGCUAACCAUGUCACACCCCAUCUCGAUCAGCCCGUCGAGCCAAGUAUCCGAGCCCCUCUCCCCUACAAGUACCCUUCCACCACCCCCUCCGAAGGCUUCAUCAUCAUUCUUUGGCAUC
Messenger RNA from Mesorhabditis spiculigera, 1518 nucleotides. The record is from the annotation of a GenBank genome assembly. NCBI's taxonomy places the organism in Eukaryota, Metazoa, Nematoda, Chromadorea, Rhabditida, Rhabditidae.